AUGGAGCUGAACACUAGAACCAGCAAGGGCAAGGGCAAAGCCAUGGCCAAGAUCCUGGAAGAAGAGGAGGAGGAGGAAGAGGAAGAUGACGACUUCUUCAGCCCAAGCGGCUGCGGGUGCUUCCUCUGCGCCAUCAAAGAGCCGGACGCCCGGCUCCGCCGGGCCAGCCUUUCUGCCUUCUUCAGGGAGCUACCAUACUGCGACGAUGACGGCGGGACCGCCGGCGCCGGCAGCAAUGGCGGCCAGUCAUGUGCCGCGGCGGUUGGCGCCGUGUGGCGGGCGGCCAUGUCCGCGCCCGAUGACCCCGAGCUCCCUUCGCUCGGCGCGAUCCGGUGCAUGUCCCUUCUCCUCGCCCGCGCGCUCGCCGACGCGGCGUGGCUUCAUCGCGGCGACAACGUGUACGUGCCGUACUAUGCCGCCCAUGUCAUCGGCUCCUACACCAUCCGCUCCUCCGCGCACGCCGAGCUGGCCGUCGCGGCCGGAGCCGUGCGCCCGCUGUUGGCCCUACUCGGCGGCGCCAUGACGUGGGUCGAGCAGCGCGCGGCGGCGCGAGCCCUGGGCCACCUCGCCAGCUACGAGUCCACGUUCCCGGCCGUCGCACGCCACGCCGCCGAGGCGGUGCAGCUCGCCGUGCGUUCCGCGUCCACUUGCAUCGGCGACGUCUACGCCAACUUCGUCGCGCUGGCACCGAGCAGGCGGCCGAAGUACCAGCGCGACCUCAUGACGUGCGGGAUCGGCGGCGGCGCCGACGCCGAGGACAGGAAGGCGGAGGAGUGGGCGAGCCAGCUCCAGUGCUGGUCGCUCUACUUGCUGAGCUGCCUCGCCUCCAGGGACCUGUCAUCUCAUGCCAUGAUAUGCCAGGACGUCUUGUUCUUGAGCGAGCUGUCCCGGAUGUGGGGCGGACUGGCCAACGGCGACUCGCCCGCCGGCGUCGGCUUGCUGCGCCUCCUCUGUAGGAGCCCAGUCGGCCGCGCCGCCAUCGCGGCGUGCCGCGAUGCGCUGUCCAGUCUUUGUGACCUCGCGCGUUCGUCCGAUGACUGGCAGUACAUGGCCGUAGAUUGCUUGCUCCUCCUCCUCGACGACCGCGCCACAUGGCACGCCGUUGCUGAUGCAACGGCGCCGUGCCUCUCUGACUUGGUCGAUCUCCGGCACCUCGGUCCAAGGCGACGACUCGGAGAUGCCAUUGCAACUGCACUGCUCCUUGAUGACGGCCAUGUCGUCGGUGACCGUGAACUAGGUGCGGAAGCGAAAAGGGCGAUCGCCGGCGUGAGAGAGCAGAAGGGAGAGAGGAAGGAGAGAGAGGAAGCAAUGCCUAGGGAUGAGUUGCUGAAGAGAGAGAUCUUAGCCAAGGAGAAGAAGAGGCAAGGAGGAGGGAGAGUCUGGUGCUGCACAGCAACCGCGCGCAGUGCCGGCUCGCGCGGCGCGACGCCGACGCGGCGGUGA
Sorghum bicolor (sorghum) is the source of this 1443-nucleotide messenger RNA. RefSeq lists its product as uncharacterized. The transcript has 2 exons. Bases 1 to 1443 code for a protein of 480 amino acids. The record is from RefSeq and is a predicted model, not a curated record. NCBI's taxonomy places the organism in Eukaryota, Viridiplantae, Streptophyta, Magnoliopsida, Poales, Poaceae. Gene Ontology annotation, molecular function: protein binding.